AGGAGUAAUACUGAUCCACAGCUCUUGGGGCUGACCUCCCCUUGGCGGUGGUCUCGCAUCCUCAGCUGCUUGAGCAGAGCUGGGGCCAGGCGCCCUGCUGGGUGCCUGGGAGGCUCUGCUGGCCAACACCUGGCCUGGCUUUGAAAUAGGGGGACCAACCGUCCCCGUUUUAGCACCCAAAGUCUUGCAUCCUAGGGACAGCAGGAGGAUUGGGCAGCCAUGAGCUUCUAAGAACUAUUUCUGAGGCUUCUUGAAGCCUUUCCUGUUGUCUUGAUGCCAUCCUGUGUUAUCUGCCAGAACGUCUGUGUCCCUACAGGGCACUUACCACAGCCUGGGAGGAGGUCCUCACCUUCCUUCCUUCUCUGCCCUACAGACGGUCACCUCCUUAAGUUAGACAGUGGGUCUUUCAUGUUUCUAUUCCAGUAAUAAGUUGCAAGCAGGUGUUCCUUAAAUCUUUACUAAAGGUUUAAAUGGGCAAAGUGGCUACAGGUGUGGGUGUUCCCAAAAACACUUGUUUUGCUUUUAUAGCUGAUUAUUUUAGGGGGAAACAUUUAAUUCUUUCUUUCUAAUUACUUUUUCAUUUAUCCUUGCAGGCUCCACAUACUGGGCUCAAAACGUCUGGUCCAGUGGUUAAAAGCUGUUCACAGGGGUGACUGGACCCCACUAAGCAUUCUUUCGUCUGUACUGAAUAUUUCACCAAAAACAGCUCUAGGAAAGGCUGGAGGAUCAGUACUAUGUGCUCAAGCCAUGGCCACGCCCUCCAUCUUCCACCUGACUGAGACGUGGGGGCUGAAGGCCGCAGCCACCCCAGGAGAAAGGACAUCAGGAAGGCCACCGGGGGCCUGAGGAACAUGCGCGUGAAGCAGAUGGGAAAGGAGCUGCAGGUUCAUUGUGGUCCUUGAGGGAAAAGCUGAGGGCCCAGCCGUGGUCCCGCAGGUGGAAGUAACCGGCUCUGCAGGGUGAACACGCACCCAGUGCCGCCCAGGAAGCUGCCAGUCAGGAUUGGGCGCAGUCUCUGGAAGGAACUCCAGGAGACAGUGUGGCCUCCACAGUAUUAGGCAGCCAAGGAGAUGCAAACACGUCUGCUGUAGAUGCUGGCGAUGAGACCCCCUCUUCCCAGCCAGGGCCUGCUGGGUAAGAGUGGCAUUUCCGUGGAUGACUUUAUCCCUCAGGAUCGGGGCAUGCAGAUUUACUGGCUGGCUUCCUUCUUACAGUUUCUUCUCAGAGCACACUCAAGAGAGGCCAUCUGUCCCUUGAGAGGCUGUUGACCAAAAGAGGCUGAAGAAGGAUGUGGAGCCCAGCUGCAGCGGGACCAGCCUGGGGCCUGAUGAGAGCUUGGCCCAGAACCCCCAAGUUCAUCAUUCACAAUGAUGCCUCAGAAACCCUCCCAGAGCCCCUCCACCCUCCGACGGAUGUCACCCUGAAGCCAGCCGCAGAAGCUGUGCGGGGCGAGCACAGCGACACCAGCCCUCUGUCCCUCAGCUGAGUCAUCCUGUCAGCACUGGGGGCCCAAGAUCUCCUCGACUGCUGCACUCCUACUGCUUCUGCUCCCUGGGGAACAGGAGCACGGGUGCCGCCUGCGGGAGCAGGUGGAGAAGAACGGCGAGCUGAAGAGGGGCAGCCGCCGACAGCCAGGUGCACAAGCUGCAGGAGGAGCUGUACGAGCUGAAGGGAGGGGCUCCCUGCUUUAGCAGCCUGCUGCCCCCCGCCGAGAUUCUGUACAACAGAACAGCCGGGCCAGUGGCCUGCAAGUUCCAGAGUUUGAGAGGUUUGCCCUCCAGAAAGCCGGUGGUGAUUGGCCUUCUCACAGGACGUGGUACACUGUCCCUGAGCCCGCUCUAACUCGCCAGUUGCAGAGCUCCAGCCAGCAGCAGAAGCAGAGCAGUGGGCAGUGGUGAAGGUAGAGCUGGCUCCAGCUUCCUUGACACCACCCUCUCUAGCACUGGAGCCAGUGUCCCCUCCACCAGCAGUGUUGGAGCUGGAGCAAGGGCCGACAUCGGCUGCAGCAGGAGUGGGAGCUGCUGAGCUGGAGUCACCUGGACCAUCAUUUCUAGUGGGAAGUCCAUCUCCACCUGUGGCUAAGAAGCAUGAGAAGAAGCCCAACCUACGGCCUUCCCUCCUAAGCUGGUGGUGGAGCAGUUGACCGUGAUGGAUGCGGAGCCCUUCCAGAAGGUGGUGCCCUCUCAGUGUCUGGGCUCCACCUGGGGCAAGAGGAACAAGCCCGGCAGUGAGCACCUGGCACACACCGUCCAGGCCAAUAUCGACCACUUCAGAAGGGUGGCCAACCUCGUCAUCACCACCUGCCUUGGGGUCCCGAGCAUGAUGGCCCAGGACAGGGUGAGGGUGGUGGAGCGCUGGAUCCAGGUGGCCCAGGAGUGCGAGAUCCUGAAGAACUUCUCCUCGCCCCGCACUGUCAUCUCUUCUCUGCAGAAAACAUCCAUAUGCCACCUGAAGAACACAUGGAGGAAGUUUCCUGGAGGGGCCCUCCACGUUUGCCCCCCGGAGGGCAACCCCCAGAGAGUGCAGGAGAAGCAGCAGCAGCAGCAGGGGAAUGAGAUCAACCUUGAGAAGAGGACUGAGGAGCAGCUGUGGCACUCCUUGCAGGGGAGGGGAAGGAGGUGGAAAUCAGAGACCCUUUGGGGAGAACAGUUUCUGGCUCCACCCCUUGUAUCUUACAUUGAGUGGAAGAUUUUGGUAGAAGUCGAGACCCAUCCAGUUGGCGCGUGGGUUGAAGGGAGGAUGGCAUCAAGGAAAACUUCUUGGAGGAGGGGCUGAUUAUUCCCAUUCUGAGAACAGAACACCGAGUCAUGAGGGAGAUCCUGCUGCUCCAGGUCGCUGCAAAGAAUUAUAAAAAGACCCCAAGGAGUGAUUUGGGGCCUGGUUCCAGGACAUGGAGCUGCUCAACGAGAAUGAGUCAAACACCAAGGGUAGAGGUCAUCAAAAGAUCAAGUCUAAUCUACCUACGGGUGUGGCAGCCUUAACUAUGGAUGUUCAAGCCAGACAUUGCCAGAAGAACUACAUCUCUUCACCCAUAGAAGAUGCAACCUACAGCUGAAGAGAAACAGAUACAACACCAAUAUCUUAUCCUCUCUGAAGCCAAACUGAGAGCCCCUGGAGUCAGAAGUUUCCAAGAAAAGAAAAAGUCAUCCAUCUUCGGAAGAGAGACAGUAGAG
Messenger RNA from Diceros bicornis minor, 3173 nucleotides. Its product is annotated as ral-GDS-related protein-like. Bases 2149 to 2775 code for a protein of 208 amino acids. Lineage: Eukaryota; Metazoa; Chordata; Mammalia; Perissodactyla; Rhinocerotidae. Gene Ontology annotation, molecular function: guanyl-nucleotide exchange factor activity. Gene Ontology annotation, biological process: positive regulation of GTPase activity; Ras protein signal transduction. The record is from RefSeq and is a predicted model, not a curated record. Gene Ontology annotation, cellular component: plasma membrane. The transcript has 10 exons.